GGAGGGGCGUUGUGCGCCGCAAAUCGGGCGGGAAGAAAUUAAAAGAGAGAGAAAGAACAAGGUUAGGCUGCUCCUGGUAGCGGAUUCUGUUCUCCCGGCCGGGGGAGAUGGAGCGCCCUUGUCGGUGCUUGGCCCAUGUUCGCGCCCCGUUGCCUCGGGCCACGCUCGCGUCUGUCUCCCUCCCUUGGGCUGCGGGCAGCCUCGCGUGGGACCAUUUCUGAGCAGCAGAGGUUUUGAGUACCCCACUGAACAACCAACUCUAAAUCCUGUUAUCAAAUCCUGUGGCGGUGUGCUAAGUGGUAGCAGAUCCAUAUUACUUCUUUUAUUUAACAGAAAUGAGUGUAACUAGCAUUGCUUCAAGAGUUGAAAACUGGCUUUUGGCAACGUGGCAUGUUAAAGUCCCUCUGAUGUGGCUGGAAGCAUGUAUUAGCUGGGUCCAAGAAGAAAAUAAUAAUAUUAAUUUGAGUCAGGCACAAAUAAAUAAACAAGUAUUUGAGCAAUGGCUACUUACAGAUCUGAGAGACUUGGAACAUCCUCUGUUACCUGAUGACAUUUUAGAAGUUCCAAAAGGGGAACUGAAUGGAUUUUAUGCUCUACAGAUUAAUUCCUUGGUUGAUGUAAGUCAACCUGCAUAUUCCCAGAUACAGAAGCUGAGAGGAAAAAAUACAACAAAUGAUAUAGUUACAGCUGAAACACAAGUUACCCCAAAACCUUGGGAAGCAAAGUCUUCACGAAUGUUGAUGCUGCAGCUCACUGAUGGAACUGUGCAAAUUCAGGGAAUGGAAUAUCAGCCUAUUCCAGCUCUUCAUAACGGUCUUACUCCAGGUACAAAAAUUUUGAUUUAUGGAAAUAUUUUGUUCCGUCUUGGUGUUCUCUUAUUGAAACCAGAAAAUGUGAAAGUGUUGGGAGGUGAGGUGGAUGGUCUUUUAGAAGAAUAUGCUCAAGAAAAAGUACUUGCAAGACUAAUUGGAGAACUUGAUCCUGUAGUUCCAGUCAUGCCAAAUAAUUCUAACCUAAACAUCCCCAGAGUUAUAGAUGUUUUGGACCCUGCUUUGGGACCAUCUGACGAAGAACUUUUGGCAAGUCUUAAUGAAAAUGAUGAGCCUACAACAAAUACCACCACCUUCCACACAGGCAAUUCCUCAAAUGCUAGUCCUACAGGACAGUCUGGUUUUGAGUCAGGAUUUGCUAUUUCUCUAAGACGAAAGGAUAAACCACCAAACCAACCUGUGCACUUCACUGAUGGGGAAUUGGAUGACUUUUCAUUAGAAGAGGCCUUGCUUCUAGAAGAAACUGUCCAGAAAGAACAGAUGGAAACAAGAGCAUUGCAGCUAUCAGCUUUGAACAAGAACACAGAAAGAUGUAUAAAGAGAUUUUCACACAUACCUAAUACUCUGAAUGAUUUUUCAUUGAUUUACAAACAAAAUAAUAAUAUGAAUGAAAAAACAUUAUCUGAACAAAUGACUCAUGAAGACCAAUCUUUUGGUUGUCCAUCUGCUAGAGACCAAAACAGUAGUUUUUUUUUAAGUCAUCAUAAUGUGCCUUUGACCUAUGAUUUUAUGAAAAAAGCUAAGAAUUCAGAGACAGAUAUUAAAAUGAAACCAACCACCAAUAGUUCAGAUGACCAUCCUUUAAGUAAUGAAGUGUUACAUGGAAAGCAAAAGAGUUCACAGUCUACUAAUGAAAGUGACCAUCAUUUACAAGCUGGCUCUUCGAAAUCAUCGGGGAAUAUUAUUGAUCUUUCUAUUAGCAUGGAUUUAUGUUCUCCGCCCUUUACCUAUUUGUCUGUUCUAAUGGCUAGCAAACCAGAGAAAGUUAUGACAGUGAAAAUUAAAGCCUUUAUUGUAACUUUAACUGGAAAUCUCUCAAGUUCUGGUGGCAUUUGGAGUGUAACAGCAAAGGUUUCUGAUGGUACUGCAUAUCUGGAUGUAGACUUUGUAGAUGAAAUACUUACUAGUUUGAUAGGGUUUUCAGUACAAGAAAUGAAACAGUUAAAAAAGGACCCUCUUAAAUACCAAAAGUUUUUAGAAGGGUUGCAGAAAUGUCAGAGAGAUCUAAUAGAUUUGUGUUGCUUAAUGACUAUUUCAUUUACUCCUUCCUCAUGUAAAGCAAUGGUACUUGCAUUACAGGAUGUUAAUAUGGAACACCUUGAGAACUUAAAGAAACGUUUGAAUCAGUAAUUUACCAAAGUAGUAUUAGAGAACAAUUUAGCUUUUUAUUGCUGCAUCCUCUCUCCAACCCCUAGAGCACAAUUCAAAGCAAGGAAAUAUUUAGAAUUAAAUUUGCUCACAACUUUAUUUUUGAAAUUCUUUGUAAGAAAAUUAAAAAUGAAGCUUCAUAGCUUAAUUAAAUAAUGUUUAAUCAUAUGAACUGCAGCCAGGCCACAAAGGGACUGUGGGUGGUGUCAAGACUAAGGAAGGCUGCCUCAGCCUGCCUGGCACCCAAUACCCCAAUGCCCAUGAGCCUGUUGGCCACCUGGGAGAUCGAUGCCUCCAACCCCCGCUGUGUGCACAAGUUGUGCAGUGUGACCCUGAAGAAGUUGAGUUCUGGGAGCUGCAGGAGCUCAUGUCGAUACUGAUCACAAUAAAGAUGCAGCUCCCAUCUCCGCAGUUUUGCCCCAGGCCCUGUCAAUACUGAGCCCUUAGCCCUCCAAUGCCAAGGACACAGAAUGUACUCGGUGCCACUGCUCUCCAGCCCUCUAUGCAUGCUGGCCAUUGAUUAGCCUGUUUCCACACUUCCCUCCCCAGUACUCCCCUAGACCCAGUCUGCUGCUCCUGGGCAUCCACCCACUGCCAGCUGGCUCUGUGCCUGCAUCUGAUGGGCUGAGCAGGCUCCUGCUAGGCCGGCCUGCAAACUGCAUUUACACAUAUCCUUGCUUCUCUUCACAUCUAUGGCUGCAGAAACCUGGCACUGAGGGCAUCCUGCAAUUGUGCUGAGGAUUCAGUGCAUCCUUAUUAGGAUAGACAUUCAUAAACUGGGUUGAACAUCUUCAAUCAUUUGGAGUUUAGGCUUGCUAUAAAGUGGGACGUUGGGAUCCUGUUGUUUCAUAGCAAGGAAUCACUUUAAUUUUUAAUAGGGUUUGGGGUUUUUGUUUGUUUGAUUUCAUUAUUUCUUUUGUUUUUUUCAAGGUAGGGUCUUACUGUAAUCCAGGCUAACCUGGAACUUACUCUGUAGCCCCAUCCUGGCCUGUGACUCACCACAAACCUCCUAUGAGUGCUGGGAUAAAAGGUCAGCUUUGUUUUUUGCUGCUGGUGGUUGAAUGCAGAAUCUUAUACCAACAAGUAAUCUCCCAUUUGAGCCACAUCCUUAGUACCUUGUUUUUUAAAAUCUAUUUUUUCAUGUAGCCCAGGCUGGCCUAGUACAGGUAGGUAUUACAGAUGUGAGCCACCAUGCCUAGUUUAUU
Messenger RNA from Jaculus jaculus (lesser Egyptian jerboa), 3403 nucleotides. It is a transcript of the gene Rmi1, whose product is annotated as RecQ mediated genome instability 1. Gene Ontology annotation, molecular function: nucleotide binding. Gene Ontology annotation, cellular component: nuclear body; RecQ family helicase-topoisomerase III complex. The transcript is spliced from 3 exons. Gene Ontology annotation, biological process: resolution of meiotic recombination intermediates; double-strand break repair via homologous recombination. The record is from RefSeq and is a predicted model, not a curated record. Lineage: Eukaryota; Metazoa; Chordata; Mammalia; Rodentia; Dipodidae. Bases 336 to 2180 code for a protein of 614 amino acids.